UGUUUACAACCAGUGCUGCCCAUCGCCGUGAUUGCUGGCAUUACCGAUAGCAUGGUAGCCCUGGUUUCCGUCUUGCACCGUUAUGUUUGGGAGCUUUGGAAAAUGACUGAAAUAAAUGCUCUCAGCUGCGUGGGUCAGGACGAUGUAGUUUCCCUGCGCAUUGUCUGCACCUUAGCUCGCGACAAGCACGACCUGGAACAGUUGGACAGCUAUGGAAACACUGCCUUGUUGAAGGCCUGCUACCUCGGACGUCUCGAGUGCGCCCGCACCCUUCUCGAAUUCGGAGGCAAUAUAUUUGCCAUCAACUACUUUGGCCAAAACGCCCUGACCCUGGCCACCUAUGCUGGUCAUUUGCCCCUGGUUCAGGAGCUGUUGCGCCGGCGAUCUUAUAAGGACUUUAAUCUGUCCUCGUUGAUUCCGGCCCUCUGCGUGGCCACCGUGCAAAAACAUGCCGAUCUGGAGCUGUUCUUCGCACAAUUGGACCCGGGAGGAGUGAAGGAAACUCAUACGGUUCAUGGCCUUGGAGUUCAGGAGUUGCGGGGUAUGGCUGUCAAGGCAAAGCGUUUGAGCCCGGAUUCUCCACCCACAUUUAUUCGACACCGUUUCCGUUGAUAGCCUGGAUUUCGUUUAAUGUUUGCAAUUUGUCUAUUUUAAAAUGUGAAAAAAAGUGUUUUAAAAUUA
Messenger RNA from Drosophila kikkawai, 681 nucleotides. RefSeq names its product plutonium (gene plu). NCBI's taxonomy places the organism in Eukaryota, Metazoa, Arthropoda, Insecta, Diptera, Drosophilidae. The record is from RefSeq and is a predicted model, not a curated record. Gene Ontology annotation, molecular function: protein binding.